Molecule: messenger RNA, 1569 nt
Organism: Metopolophium dirhodum (rose-grain aphid)
Lineage: Eukaryota; Metazoa; Arthropoda; Insecta; Hemiptera; Aphididae
Product: 23 kDa integral membrane protein-like
Exons: 5
Coding region: 283-987 (234 amino acids)
Cellular component (GO): membrane
Source: RefSeq, a predicted model, not a curated record
CUAUGGUACCUAUCAUGGUAGUUACUGGUUAGAAUAUUAUGUUGGAACUUUGGAAGUUGGUCUAUCGAUCAGUGUGCUUCGCUUUGAGUUGAUCGUUGUGCGCACUCUCAAGUUGUCACUACUCAUCGUCUUUGUUAUAAUAUCGUUGUGGUCACGAUUCACGACGAUAUUCGCAUCUCGCAAUAUAGACAAACGGUAAUCGUGGAAUAAUAUUGAUAUAUUGUCAUUUGCUCAUCGCACUUCUGUCGUUGUUCCGUUUCUAUCGACGUUACCGCCAAAAUUAUGUCCAUCUGCACGUUUUUGGGCAAGUACAUAUUGUACUUGUUCAACCUGUUGUGUCUCAUCUCCAGCGUUGGCAUUCUGUCCAUUGCGUUCAUCAUCAAUCACAAACUGUACAAAUGGUCGAAUUUCAUAAGCACGGAACUCAUCACCACACCUCAAAUACUUUUGGCCAUUGGAAUCGGACUUUUAAUUAUCUCCAUCAUCGGUCUGUGCGGUGUCCUUAGAGACGUUGGAUGGCUUUUGACACUGUUUUCCAUACUGCUAACAAUUGUCUUGAUUGGCGAACUCAUUUUAUCCGGUUUCGUUUAUUACAUGGGCGGUGAAAUCAAAGGGUAUGCGUUGAAUCAGAUGAACAAUACAAUUUCUUCAUACAAUAAAACUGGUUAUGAAGCCUCCACACAAACUUGGAAUUUGAUACAGUCAGACAUUGAAUGUUGUGGAAUUUAUGGACCAAAAGAUUGGGAACCAGUUACACAUAGCAAUAAACUACCUACAUCUUGUUGCUAUGCCAUACCGUUAGAUGGAUUUUGUACAGACAUUGAAUCAUAUAAAGACGGCUGCUUCAAUAAGUUUGAAAGUAUUCUAGAGGAAAACAGUGAAAUAAUAAUAUGGACAGCAAUUGGAUUUGCUUUAAUUCAGCUUUUUGCUGUAUUUUUAGCAUGUUGUCGCAAGUGUUCUUUACACAAAGAAUAUGAAACAGUUUAAACAUAAUUAUCAUUAAAGUUUUUAGUUGUUAAUAGAGCUACAUAAAGAACAUGUACUAUUAAUACCAGUUUAUAUAAUUUCUCCCAAUAUUUUUAUUUCUUUCAUUUGUAAAUGAUCAUGUAUUUAGAUAAUCUGAUAUAGGCACUAGAUAUUAUAUUUAAUAAUUAUUAUUAAUGUUUGGUGGUGUUUACAGUGAUCUAGUGAUCUAUAAUUUUCAGUUUCUACAUUGAUUUAUUGACUAAUUUUAAUACAAUUUGUUAAACAUACUUGUUUAUUUAAAACUUAAACUUUCAUUUAUUAUUAAUUGCAAUUGUUCUUUACACAUAAAGCAAACACUUUAAAACCAAUUAUUCAAAUAAUAUCAGAGCAUGUAUGGUAUAUACAAUUUUAACUAAUAUUUUGAAUUUAAUAAUGAAUCAAAUUGUAAUAUUGUAUACAAAUAAACAAUAUUAAGUAUUCAUGGAAUAAUUUAUUAUUUCAUAUAUUAUUUGGUAUAAUUUUUACACUUUUUUUACGAUUUUUUAAAAAAUAUUUUAAACUUAGCCUUACUACUUAUACUUCUAUAUUGUAUUAUGUUAAGUU